Messenger RNA from Pangasianodon hypophthalmus (striped catfish), 3262 nucleotides. It is a transcript of the gene cimip5, whose product is annotated as chromosome 3 C2orf50 homolog. Lineage: Eukaryota; Metazoa; Chordata; Actinopteri; Siluriformes; Pangasiidae. The transcript is spliced from 3 exons. The coding region runs from base 203 to 676 and encodes 157 amino acids. The record is from RefSeq and is a predicted model, not a curated record.
CGGGAGCGGGUGCACGGAGACGCGGGGACGCGGGGACGCGCGUAGUGAUUUCCGCGCUGGCAUGACGACUGUCGCGCUGGGCGCGAGCGCGGGAUUACUUACACAACAGCACGGGAUGACGUUUAAGAAGAAUUAAAAUCAGUGGAGUUUGUGUGCAGAUAUUUCUUUUCCUUGCAUAGUUAGAGCUCGUGCACUUUGAAAGAUGGACCGCAAAGUCAGCAUCAGACGCGCCACGUCGGCCGGUUACCGCUUACCGGAGCGCCCCAGCGUCGCCCUGGCCUCUCAGUCCUCGGUGUCCGUGAAGAGACCUCCGCAGAGCGGGCCGAGGAGCACGAGCGAGCCGCCGCCGGAGCGGGACCCCGACAGCCGGGACCCGGUGAAGCAGGACCGGGUUUGGAGAGAGCUGGUGCGCGCGGAGAGACACGGGGUUAAAGAAUGGGAGAAGAACUGGAGUUUUCUGAAAGACUUUGAUCAGCUGGGUCAUCGCAGGACAGAGGCGCCGCUCCCCAGCUACGCCUCUCUGUACUCCGACACGCUCCCCAACACCAGCAACCAGACGUUCGGUGGUCGCAUUUGCACCGAACUCGGUAAAGAGCUGAUACGAAUGGACAAGCUGCUAAUGCUAACAGCGACGCACCAAAAGACCAAACCGAGUCCCGAAAUGCAGCCCUGCUGACGACAGAUCUCGAUCCGCCCAUGAGGUCUGAGCAAAUGCACAGUUAGACAUGGUUUUUUUAAUGAAGUUAUCAACAAAACAAGCUUAAUUGUUUUUUUUUACAGCCGUUAGUAAAACCACUGUGUUGGCGAAAAAGAUUUUCAACUUCUCAUCUGCUCAUUAUUACUGAUAUUUUUACAACAAUAUGGCUGAGCAAUGCAUUAACAGUGGUGUAAAAGUGCUAGCUAUGCUAGCUUGUUUGGCCACAUCCAAAUCCACACUAGAUAGUGUCUAUAGCUACUCUUAGCAUCCUUAUAGCAUUCUCCAUAAACCAUCUCUGAAAGCGUUUCUUUUCUGCUACACUGCUUAAGGAAGGACCAUUUAUAGCUGCUAUAACAUCCAAGUAAUAACAGGAACUAACUUGCAUUGCUGACAUUCCACAACAUUAAAUGUAACGAUAAACGGAUAAAAAUGAUGCUGCAUUGUUCUUUAAUAUAUAAAUACUUAAUCCUUGGUAAAUUGCUGUUGAAUAAGAGGAAUAAACCAUGUGCUGUUAUAGAAAUGCUAACAAUAACUCUGCGUCUUCACAGCACGUUGUCGUUGAUUAUUUUCCUUUUCUUAGCUAACAGUUCUCAGUAGUGGAUUUUUUGGAUCCGACUAUAUCCUUUUUUCCAGCAUAUAUAAUGUGUUUACAGGGUGUUUUUCAGGAUAGUUAGAAUAAUAGUGUAGAAAUAUAUGGCUAAUUUGCUAUUAUGAGGUUAGUCAAAGAGCUGUAAUCUGAAAUCUAGAUAAUUUUUUAUACCACUAUAUAGUGUUUUUUUUUUUUUUACAUUUAUAUUAGUCAUUUAGCAAACCAAACAUAAAGUUGAGCAUGUUUUGCUUAAAGGUCUAACAAUUGCUGUUUGAGAGAUUUGGGAUUUAAACUCACAACCUCCUGGUCACAUUAACUGCUGAGCCAGCUGUCUGCAUUUGUACUUUUUCACAUUCUAGUUUUAAAAAUGUUUUCUAGACUACCAACAGCUCCUCCUCUUCCAUGGGUUAUGCGAUAGCUAAGCAGUUAUGAGAGCUAUAUAUAUAUAUGUUUCAAUUUUGUUUACUAGUAUUUAUACUGGAUUUAUGACUUUAAAGUACAUUUUUUGUCAGGUUUAUUGUAACCAGGUCUUGCAGAUUGGCUCCUGUGCCAAGUUCUUUCACAUGCAGCAGACACAGUGCUAUCGUUUUGUUCGCUGUAAACGUGUUUCCACUGAGGCUCCUGAACCUUUUUUGGGAGUGUAAAAGCAGCAGGACUCCACAGUUCCUGGGCGAGGUACCGUUCUGUGUUCCACGUUCCAGGAACCAUGACUGAUAUUUUUUUUCAAUACAUAUAACAGGAAUCAGUAAUGAUGCAAUUACAUCAAAUCACAAAGUAUAAGCUUAAUGCAAAAAUAGCUUUACAGCAAUAUAUUCAUCAUUAAUGGAUCAUGUAACGUAGCUAAAGCUAACAUGACAGAUGCCUGAAGCCUACCCGAGUCAGCUCAGUCGCAAAUCACACUACAAAUUCAGUCAUAAAACAAACCCUUCUGAACUUCACAUGACCUAAUAAUGUUAAUGAUAAAAUUAGCUAGGAGCUGGGGUUGAGUGAGAGAAGAGUUGUCGUGUUGUUGUGUGAAAGUUGCAGCUACGGAAAAAGGCUCGUCUCAAUCUGUAGCGCCAUCUAGGCUGUAUAUUUAUGGAUUCCCACUAGAAGUAAAACAUGCUUGGACAACAUUAUUGACUUGCCUGUUUAUAAGUUGUGGCAGAAAUGUGGGGUUGAUCAUUCUGUAAAGCUUCGGUACAGUAGGCUCCGCCCCCUUUAAUGCCUAGUACACCGAAAAGAUCCCAGCUCUGGAGCAGGAACUAAAGUCGCCCUUGCAACUAAAAUUCCUGCAGUGGAAACACAACUAAAGUUCCUGAAAAUAUUCCUGAAGUGGAAAAUGUUGUAAUGAUGAGCAGUAAGACAUGUAUAUAUCAUGUUCUUAUGUCAUUUUGGAAUAUCACAUACACAUUUGUUUACUUUUAUUUUAUUUUUGUUGCUUAUUAAGUUGUUAUAUUGGAUUAACUUCAGUAUUUUGUUUGUAUGUUACUGUGUACAAUAGAACCUGACACAGCCACAGCGACGUUGACAAAAAUCUGAAAAAAUCUUAUUUGUCCUUUUUUCCCCACUUUAUCACUGACAUAGCUAACAGGUUGAACCUUGUUGUUUUUUGUUCUUGGCUCCUCCGAAUGUUGUUGAGCGUGUGGGAGUUCAUAUCAGCGGCGUGUCGAGGCUUUCAGAGAGAAAGAGAACGUGGGCGACGGAGGGAGCGUCUGCCAUGUUCGUGUCUAAUGUCUUCCAGUAAAAUGGCUCUGACGCCUGCUCUGAUUUUGCUUUGACUCAUCGCCGACUGACUCACGCCUCCGUGGAAAGCAGGUGCACCGAGGAAUAAUCAGAAUAUGAUGACACCCACGCUCACAUCUGUUUUUUCUAGUCUGUAAUCCAAGACAAUUAUCAAAAAUACAGAGCAGUUUCUGUAAAAUAUGGAUGGAGGUACUUUUUCAUUCUCUGCCAAAUCUCAAUAAAGGAUCUCACUAAAGUGUUUUGUGCCAUUA